UUGGAUCAGGGGCACAAAACUUGACAAAAUUAUUUUGUUUUGAAUGUUCUUUGAUGUGUGGAUAGACCACAAACCUUCUGUCAUCCCGUCAAAUUGUCUAUUGUAUUAUUGUAUUGAGGUUGCAAAAUUGAUUUGCUUUACUUAUAGAAUAUUUAACAUAAGUAUAAGUAAUAAUUUUAAUCGAUAUUCAAGUUUUAAAGUGUUUUUUUUUACCGUGAAGACUUUAUCCAAUCAUCUCAAUUACGCAGUAAUAAACUACUUCCUAUCUAAUUAAUUUUUUCUUCUUGAAUACUCACGGUUUGUUCUUCGUUAGUAUCGCCAUUUCAAUGCAGAAUAUGAAUAUUUCAAUAGAAAGAAAAAGAUCUGAUUGUUCAGCCUUGCCAAAAGGAUGGCAAAGAGAAGAAGUUAUGAGAAAAACAGGACUUUCUGCCGGAAAAGUCGAUGUUUUUUAUUACAGCCCUACAGGUAAAAAGUUUCGCAGUAAACCAGAACUAGUUCGAUAUCUGGGUGAUAGUAUGGACCUGUCAUGUUUCGACUUUCAACAGGGCCAAAUAAACACAAUGCUCCUGUGCAAGACCAAGAAAGCUCGAGCGCAGUUUGACUACAGAGGAGUACGCUCAGACUCAUCUCUGGUGCCACCUAUUCGCCAGACAGCAUCCAUUUUUAAGCAGCCAGUAACAGUAUAUAAAACUCAGGAGAGUAAAGUGAAAACAGAUCUGAAACAAGGCACACAAGAGAAGCCUAAACAAUUAUUUUGGGAGAAACGCUUGGAGAAUUUGACUGCAUGUGAUGCAAAUGGUGUUAUAGGAACAACAACACUGCCAAAGUACAUAAAACCUUUGGGUCCGUUUACAACUGACGCAACUACCAUACAGUCUCUAGCUACAGCUCUUCAUGUUUCAUCACAGCCAAUUACAGGACAAACCGGAUCGAAGCAAACCAUAAUGGAAAACCCGGGUGUUUUUUUAAACCCUGAGCAGCCACUGAUUGCUUCUGUAACUAUAACUAAAGACGAUGUGAGACGUCAGGAGGAGCGCGUAAACCGCGCCCGACAGCGGCUGCGGGCGGCGCUUGUGGCCGCAUAGGAAUACGCCAGCGACGGGGAGCCCUCGUCAGAGACCCCCGCCGCUAUGAGCCUACCUGAAGAACCCGACUCCACGGAAGAUGUACAAAGUUUGCUACCCGAUUCCACAGUUAAUGAUCCAACAGAUUCAAGUAAUUGACUGCAAAUUUUUUUAUUUAUUACUAAGAUAACUGACAAUUGAAAUUUCUUUUGGACUAUGAAAUUUAAAUUUAGAUAACUAUUGGAAUAAAUGUUCUACUUAAUGACUUUUUUAUAAAUAAAACAUUUUGAGAUUCGUAA
Papilio polytes (common Mormon) is the source of this 1363-nucleotide messenger RNA. It is a transcript of the gene MBD-like, whose product is annotated as methyl-CpG-binding domain protein 3. The record is from RefSeq and is a predicted model, not a curated record. The coding region runs from base 327 to 1085 and encodes 252 amino acids. Lineage: Eukaryota; Metazoa; Arthropoda; Insecta; Lepidoptera; Papilionidae. Gene Ontology annotation, molecular function: DNA binding. The transcript has 5 exons.